Capsella rubella is the source of this 566-nucleotide messenger RNA. RefSeq names its product 40S ribosomal protein S27-2. The transcript has 4 exons. Gene Ontology annotation, cellular component: ribosome; cytosolic small ribosomal subunit. Gene Ontology annotation, molecular function: structural constituent of ribosome; RNA binding. Gene Ontology annotation, biological process: translation; ribosomal small subunit assembly. The record is from RefSeq and is a predicted model, not a curated record. Lineage: Eukaryota; Viridiplantae; Streptophyta; Magnoliopsida; Brassicales; Brassicaceae. The coding region runs from base 111 to 371 and encodes 86 amino acids.
GUGUAUGUAUAAAAGGCGAAUUAGGUUUUACAUCUUCCCAAGAGCAUUUGUCGGCUGAUUCUUUACUCUCUGAGUUUUGUCGUCGCAGAAUCUCUAAGAAGCCAACGAAAAUGGUCCUUCAAAACGAUAUUGAUCUGCUUAACCCACCUGCUGAGCUCGAGAAGAGAAAGCACAAGCUCAAGCGUCUUGUUCAGUCACCCAAUUCAUUUUUCAUGGAUGUCAAGUGUCAAGGCUGCUUCAACAUUACGACGGUGUUCAGCCACUCUCAGACGGUUGUGGUGUGUGGAAACUGCCAGACUGUUCUUUGCCAACCCACAGGAGGAAAGGCAAAGCUCACUGAAGGAUGCUCUUUUAGGAGAAAGGGAGACUGAACCAGAAGAUGACUCCAUUCACUCUCAACCUUAGCUUUUCUUUUUGUUUAUUCUAUGAAUUUUGAAAGAUAUUUGAGCAAGUAACCCUUCUUUGUCCAUCACACCUAAAUUUAUUUUUCGUAUGGAUUUUGUUGUUGAAUUUGAUCAAAAAGCUCCUUCUCUUUCCUUUGUGAAAAGAUAUCUUCCUUCUGUUUA